AUGUGCGAGAACGAGACGAGGAAGUUUGGCCCUAGGGGUAGCCGUACCGUCCGGGAGGCGAGUGGCGUCCCGGGUUGCUCGGGUGUUCGCCCCGGUGUCAACUGUUCUAACGCCACCGUCGCCACCGCCUAGUAUGAACCCGGAGAGUUUCGCGGCCGGUGAGAGGCUGGUGUCGCCGACCUACGUGCGGCAGGGCUGUGAGGCUCGCCGCACGCACGAGCACCUCAUCCGGCUGCUUCUGGAGCAGGGCAAAUGUCCAGAGGAUGGUUGGGAUGAAAGUACACUUGAACUCUUCCUGCAUGAACUGGCGAUCAUGGAUAGCAACAAUUUCCUGGGCAACUGUGGUGUGGGAGAAAGGGAAGGGAGAGUGGCUUCCGCUUUAGUUGCUCGGCGUCAUUACAGGUUCAUUCAUGGAAUUGGACGAUCGGGUGAUAUUUCUGCUGUGCAACCAAAAGCUGCAGGUUCUAGCCUUUUGAACAAAAUUGCCAAUUCUUUGGUCCUGGACAUCAUAAAGAUGGCUGGUGUCCAUUCAGUGACCAAUUGCUUUGUAGUACCUAUGGCAACUGGUAUGAGUCUAACUCUGUGUUUCUUGACAUUACGACACAAAAGACCAAAGGCAAAGUAUAUUAUAUGGCCUCGAAUAGACCAGAAGUCCUGCUUUAAAUCCAUGAUCACUGCAGGUUUUGAGCCUGUAGUGAUAGAGAAUGUUUUAGAAGGUGAUGAGCUGCGCACAGACCUGAAAGCAGUAGAAGCUAAAAUCCAGGAACUUGGGUCUGAUAACGUGCUUUGUGUUCAUUCUACUACAUCCUGUUUUGCUCCAAGGGUACCUGACAGAUUAGAAGAACUGGCUCUGAUUUGUGCUUCUUAUGGUGUUCCACAUAUAGUCAACAAUGCUUAUGGAUUGCAGUCUUCAAAGUGUAUGCACCUCAUUCAGCAGGGCGCUCGGGUUGGAAGAAUAGAUGCUUUCGUUCAGAGCUUGGACAAAAAUUUUAUGGUUCCAGUAGGUGGCGCUAUAAUUGCUGGCUUUAAUGAUUUCUUCAUUCAGGAAAUCAGCAAGAUGUAUCCAGGAAGAGCUUCAGCUUCACCUUCUUUAGAUGUCCUUAUUACUUUAUUAUCACUUGGAUCAAAUGGCUAUAAGAAGCUAUUAAAAGAAAGAAAGGAAAUGUUUUCAUAUUUGUCCAUCCAACUAAAGAAGCUGGCAGAAGCCUACGAUGAAAGACUGUUGCAUACACCUCACAAUCCCAUAUCUUUAGCUGUGACACUUAAGACACUGGAUGAGCAUCGUGACAAAGCUGUCACUCAACUUGGCUCAAUGCUUUUUACCAGACAGGUUUCUGGAGCCAGAGUUGUGCCUCUUGGGGCUGUGCAAACUGUGAGUGGUUAUACUUUCCAAGGCUUCAUGUCACAUACAAAUGAUUACCCUUGUGCCUACCUCAAUGCUGCCUCAGCCAUUGGAAUGAAGACACAGGAUGUGGACUUGUUUAUAAAGAGACUGGACAAGUGUUUCAAGAUAGUAAGAAAAGAACAAAAUAGAGAAAGUGAUGGAUCUGGAGUUGACAAUGACAAAACUGAAGAUGCGGUUACUGAAGAAAUGGGCUUAAAACUAGAGAAUGUAUUUCUUGACAAGUUCGAGGAUUCUUCAUGACAUGUGAAGGGUUUAUUUUUGAUAAUUUGAAAGAAAUGAUGAGGUGACAGUAUAAGCAAGCAGUUUAAAAACAAGUCUUGAAAUUUUUGAAUUGAGAAUGUCAUGGAGAAUGUAUGGUCAAGGAAUAGAAUAUGGCCUGAUUUAGCCAUUUAUGAUUGUUAUACGUUUUAUUCUUAUAUAGCCUCAAGCAUUAUGAUCCUUAAUGGAUUAUAGUACACAAUUAGCAUUUUUCUAAUUGUGAAAGUAUUUGUCAACUAAGCAUUAUGAUUAAGAUAAUUCUUACUAAUAUAAGAGCAGUAAAAUUACCACAAUACUUUUUGAAAUGUGUAGACUGUUUCUUCCUAACUAUUCUCUACCGAUCACAAAUUACUUUUGUUUCUGAUCACAUAGAAUUUAGAAAGAUCUCUAAUGCUACUAAUUUCUAGAUGUUUGUGGAUAUGUGCAAGCCACAGUAUGCCUGUAAAAUGGAUACUUCCCAGAGAAGCAUAGUCAAGGGGUAAGCUUUAAUUUUCUCUCAACAGAAUUGGUUCUCAACUUGGGAUAAGUUGCUUAUUUCUAAGCAAAUAUCUGGGACAUUUUUGCUUAUAUUUGAGAUAUUUUGGUUGUUAUGAUUGGUGGGAUGCUGUUGACAUCUAACAUCCUAUAGUAGACAACUUUCAAAAACAAAGAAUUAUCCAAUUCCUAUUCUCAGUAAUGCUGAGAUUGAGAAACACUGCUCUAAAGUAAACUAACUCCUCAAGGGAAGAGUUUUCCACAGAAACUUUAAUUACUCAAUAGUGCUUCAAAGAAGAUAGCUCUACAGUGUUAUUUGUCUAUAUGGUAUAGACUUUUGGUUAGUAACCAGCGUUACCCGUUCUAAAUAUGUAACUAUAAAUGGUUUUAUAUGGCACUUGUGCACCUUUCCAUUUAGGUAAAUGAAAACUUAAUUCCAAUGUUUUUGCUUUAAGCAGCCUUCGGGUUUUGGUUAGUGUGCCCAAGUGUUGUGCACAGCCAUUAGAAAGAGUGGUUAACCAUGGGUAUUUCUGAACAUAUAUUGCUAGGGAAGUGAAAUGAUGAAGUAUGAUAAACAGGUGUAUCCUCCCUUCCCUGCCCACAUGUUCACUUUCUGAGUCAGAAAUUCCAGACCUAUUGGCUGUAACAAUUAUUAGUGUCAUUUAAGAAAUAGACAUAUGUCUCAUAGUUGGAGGAAUUAGUGAAGCUUCUGAAAAUACACCAAAUGGUGAAGCUGUUUCUCAAGACCCACUUUGUAGAGUGUUGUUCCUAAGAGGUGCUCAUGGGGAUAAAAGAUCUUGUGGACAAAUAAUUUGGGGACUUUGCAGACCAGCUUAUUGGCAUAUUAAAGGUUCUGAGAAUUCCUUUGAAACCAUUUGAAUGUAUCCUUAUCUGAAGACUUAUUGACAUCCACUGAACAUACUUUUGAAAACAUUGCAGUAGAGUCUGCCUUGAUUUCUGGGUGGUUUUUCUCUCUCUUGAUUUGGCAAUGUGCACUACUAAACAUGAGCUUAGAUAGAUCCACUCUCAUUAAAGUGUAAGUUUGGGUACUUUAGACACUGGCUUGACAACCUUGGAAAUCAAGACUAUUGAAAUAAAGUACUUAAUUAUAAAUAUAAUAAAGUACUUAAUUAUAAAUGUCAUAUAUCUCGAGUUCAAAUAUUGUAAAGAUCUGUUUU
Molecule: messenger RNA, 3315 nt
Organism: Pipistrellus kuhlii (Kuhl's pipistrelle)
Lineage: Eukaryota; Metazoa; Chordata; Mammalia; Chiroptera; Vespertilionidae
Gene: SEPSECS
Product: Sep (O-phosphoserine) tRNA:Sec (selenocysteine) tRNA synthase
Exons: 11
Coding region: 134-1645 (503 amino acids)
Biological process (GO): selenocysteine incorporation; conversion of seryl-tRNAsec to selenocys-tRNAsec
Molecular function (GO): O-phosphoseryl-tRNA(Sec) selenium transferase activity; tRNA binding
Source: RefSeq, a predicted model, not a curated record